This is a messenger RNA of Malania oleifera, 1467 nucleotides long. RefSeq lists its product as uncharacterized. The transcript has a single exon. NCBI's taxonomy places the organism in Eukaryota, Viridiplantae, Streptophyta, Magnoliopsida, Santalales, Ximeniaceae. The record is from RefSeq and is a predicted model, not a curated record. The coding region runs from base 1 to 1467 and encodes 488 amino acids.
AUGGUGGUACACAAAGAAGAAGAGGCCAUCAUUCAAACAUACUCUGAGGCCCAGCAGAAUCGUUAUGGGGACAGUUUGAACCAAAACCUAGAGGAGGUGUUACCAGCCCGAGUUAGAUUGGACACUAGGACCAAUAUCCUGAAGGAAUUAAAGAAGACCUGGAUUAGUUGGACUGUUGAAAGACGCUUGGAAUUUUCAAAGUCAUAUGGCCAUAUCGGUUUCUUGCUACAUGUGGGGGUUAAUUUUGAUGUAAUAACUGUGUUGGUAGAAUUCUGGAACCCUUAUUAUCAUUGCUUCACUCUUGAAGGGGUAGACAUGGCCCCAACGAUGGAGGAAUAUGUGUCCUUGUUACAUUUGCCAAAGACCUAUGAGCCCUACAAGCCUAAUACAGUGACGUCUUUCAGAAAGGAAUUAUGCAAAAUACUUGGGGUCAAGCCCCGAAGGGUAAAUGCGCAUGUAGGGAAAGAAGAUAAAACUAUCUCGUGGGACAAUCUGACAGCAAUGGUAAACCAGGACGAUGCAGAGAAAAGUCACAUGAGCAUGCUAGCUCUUGCUAUUUAUGGGCUGGUAAUCUUCCCAAAGGAAAUGGGGGUCAUUGAUCAUGGAACUGUCUCCUUUUUGGCCCAGAUCCAAGGAGGUGUCAAUCCAGUGCCAGGUAUUUUGGCAGAAACAUUUCGGUCGCUAAAUCAUUGCCGAAUUAAGGGGAAGGGUCGGUUAAAAUGUUGUAUCCCUCUACUUUAUGUUUGGUUUAUGAGUCAUGUACCUUGCAAAGAGAGUUACUUUCACCCUAUAUAUUCUAGCCUCCGAAUCCCUUUGACUGAUUUUGAGAAAGCUUCAUGGGAGGAUUACCCAAGCAAGGAAAAAUGGGCUGGCAGAAUGCAUAAUUGGGAAACCAAGGGAUUUUCAUGGUUAGCCCCAUGGAUGGGGAACUCAGAUAUGGUGUACAGAUGUGGGGAUUUCCCAUGGGUUCCGUUGCUAGGCCCAUGGGGAGGAAUAGCUUACGCCCCCCUCAUGUUCAGAAGACAAGUUGGGUCUUGCCAGUUUAUACCUAUGACUCACGGGUUGAGCAAAUCGGAGUUCACCUACGAACAAGAAGAGGACCACAAGAAGAUGGGAAAGUUUGUAGCAGCAUGGCAAAUUGUACACAUUAUUGGCUCGGGCAAGCGUUUGACAGAAGUUCAAGGGAAUUAUUACAAGUGGAUUGCUAAUCGGAUAAGUCUGCAAGUUGCAGGAAUCCCAAAUCCACUACAAGCUCCGAUGAAUCAAGAUCUAAUGGAAGAAAGAAUCAAGGAGGUCGAAGUCAUUACUAAAAAGGCAAAAGAUAGAGAGCGCCAGAUAAUUCGUAAGUAUCAGAAAAAUGUGAAGCGAAAGAGGGACAAAUGCAUACAAGCUGAAGAAGAAAUAGUAGCCCUUAGAAAGAGGCUUCAAGUAGAAACUCAGAUCAACAAAGCUUGGACACAGAGAUGA